AUGGCUACAACCACUAAUGAUAUUGUCCAGCUUAAUGCUCCAUCUAAUUUCCCUAUCAAACUCACCUCCAUCAACUUUCCUAUCUGGAGACGCCAAGUUCAGUUCAAACUGAUUGGCUUUAAUCUCUUCGGAUACGUCAACGGUUCUAUCAAAGAACCAACUAAGUUUACUGAUACUGCACAAACAACUCCUAACCAGGCACACUUAACUUGGUAUCGCCAAGAUCAGAUAAUCACCAGCGCCUUACUUGGGAGUUGUUCAGACACUAUUCAACCCCUUAUAGCAUCCGCCUCAACAGCAUCUGAUGCCUGGCAACAGCUCGUUGCUAACUACGCUAGUGCCUCCCGAGGACGAAUCAUCUCCCUCAAGGCUAAGCUUUCCAGGAACCCGAAGGGUAGUCCAUCAGUCACCGCGUUUUUGAGCGACAUGCGGUCUAUAGCUAACAAUCUCGCCCUGGCUCAAUGUCCUGUUUCAGAUGAAGACAUGGUUGUGUACGUUUUAACACAACCAGGAGACGAGUAUAGUUCUAUCGUCUCUGCAGUUCGUAUCCGUGACAAGCCCAUUCCGUUGUGGGGAAUUAGCUGA
Ipomoea nil (Japanese morning glory) is the source of this 585-nucleotide messenger RNA. RefSeq lists its product as uncharacterized. The coding region runs from base 1 to 585 and encodes 194 amino acids. The transcript has a single exon. The record is from RefSeq and is a predicted model, not a curated record. Lineage: Eukaryota; Viridiplantae; Streptophyta; Magnoliopsida; Solanales; Convolvulaceae.